GUGUGUGUGGCACAGAGGGAGAAGGGGUAUCCAUCAGGCUAAGAAAGGGUUCUCUUAACUUAUGAGCCACUGAAGAACACUUAAGAACACCGAAAACCUGAGACCAUCACUGAGGAACACAAACACAUCUCAACAGAAGGAAAUGAACGUGGCCAAGAUCCAUGACAAGUUUUUAAUAAAGAACUUCUGGGAACAAAAAAUUGUGAAUCAAAGCCAGCACCUGGAGAACGAAGACAUGAGAAAGGAGAAGAGUGCCCUGUCAAAGUUGAGAGAGGAGUGGGUUCAGAGGCUGGAUAAUCGAACCAAACAUCUGAAGAAUCUGAAUGAGGACUUUCUGAAGAAGGGAAAACUGGCCAAAAUGUCUGAACAAACAUAAUUUAACCAUGUAAUUUUGGGGGGGUCAUUUGUAACUGUGUGAGUGUUUUCAGAAAUCAAUAAAAUCCUUGUAUUU
Molecule: messenger RNA, 451 nt
Organism: Osmerus eperlanus (European smelt)
Lineage: Eukaryota; Metazoa; Chordata; Actinopteri; Osmeriformes; Osmeridae
Product: protein FAM240C
Exons: 4
Coding region: 143-376 (77 amino acids)
Source: RefSeq, a predicted model, not a curated record